Messenger RNA from Frankliniella occidentalis (western flower thrips), 2213 nucleotides. Its product is annotated as alpha-glucosidase. Bases 118 to 2046 code for a protein of 642 amino acids. The transcript is spliced from 9 exons. NCBI's taxonomy places the organism in Eukaryota, Metazoa, Arthropoda, Insecta, Thysanoptera, Thripidae. The record is from RefSeq and is a predicted model, not a curated record. Gene Ontology annotation, biological process: carbohydrate metabolic process.
AUUCGCGUUAGUCCGCUAGUUGACCAGAACGCAAGUUCGCAGUCUCCGUGCUUUUGUUUACACAUCUCGACAGCAUUUCAAGUAGGGCCGAGGGAAAUACGGCUGCAAUUCACCAUAAUGGGUCGCGUGACUCUGGGGUUGGCAGCCCUUUCAUUGGCGCUGCUGGGUGUGAGCGCCGAGCCUUUGAGGAAGGUCAAUGCACAGCCUCCUGCUGCAGUCACCGACACGAGGCAAUGGUGGGAGACGGCAGUGAUAUACCAAGUAUAUCCCAGAUCUUUUAAGGAUUCCAACGGGGAUGGCGUGGGCGACCUUAAAGGAAUCACUAGUAAACUACAGUACCUGAAAGAUUUGGGCGUGGGCGCAGUUUGGUUAUCCCCUAUAUACCCUUCUCCACAAGCGGACUUUGGGUACGAUAUAAGUGACUUCACGAACGUAGACCCACAAUAUGGAACUAUGGAUGACUUCAACGAGCUCUUAACUAAAACGCACGAUCUUGGAAUGAAACUUGUCCUCGACUUAGUUCCUAACCAUUCCAGUGAUGAACACGAAUGGUUCAAAGCGUCCGUUAAAAUGGAUCCAAAAUACAAAGAUUACUACGUAUGGAAUGACGGAAAAAAAGAAACUCUAGACAAUGGAACUGUUAUUAAUGUUCCCCCGAACAACUGGCUCUCGAACUUCAGGGGAUCAGGAUGGACAUGGAACGACGAAAGGCAGCAGUUUUACUGGCACCAGUUCGCUGUGAAGCAGCCUGACCUGAACUACAGAAAUGACGACAUCGUAGAAGAGAUGAAGAACGUCCUUAGAUUCUGGCUUAAAAAGGGGGUGGACGGCUUCAGAGUGGACGCUGUCAUUACCCUCUACGAGGACGCGCAGCUCCGAGACCAGCCCCCCUGCGACUGUGAUGAGACAGACCCUACACAGCGUGACUCCCAGAAGCCUAUUUACACAGAAAACCUCGAUGAGACCUACGACAUGGUGGUGCAAUGGAGAAAGGUUCUUGAAGAAUUCGGAACCGACAAGGUCAUGAUGACGGAGGCGUACGCCUCUCUGGAUCAAACAGUGAGGUAUUACGGAACUCCUGAAAAACCUGGCGCAUCCUUCUCUUUUAACUUCUAUCUUAUCACAAGUCUCAGUGUUUCAUCGAGUGCAAGUGACUUUAAGAAAGUCAUCGACGAUUGGAUGAGUAAAAUGGACAGUUUCCGCAAGCCAAACUGGGUGAUCGGGAACCACGAUCAGUUCCGAGUUGGCUCUUUCUUCCGGUACGGCGAGGAGCUUCAGAAUGGCCUCAACAUGAUCUCUCUUCUGCUGCCUGGAACCGCAAUGACCUAUAAUGGGGAGGAAAUCGGCAUGGACAAUACGUAUAUCACUUGGGCACAGACUAAAGAUCCGCAAGCCAAAAACAAUGGCGAAAAGGACUACCUAAUGAAGUCACGAGACCUCGAGCGCACGCCCUUCCAGUGGGACAGUUCGACCAGCGCCGGUUUCUCUACCAAUCCAUCUACUUGGUUGCCCGUCAACCCCAACUACUUCCAGCUCAAUGUGAAAGCUCAAGAAACCGCCGAAUACUCACAUCUUAAGAUGUACAAAGCCCUGCUGAAGGCACGGCAACAGCCUGCAGUUCAAGGUCCAAACUAUUCUGCUGAUGCCAUGGGAAAUGUCUUGGUCAUCAAGCGUGAGCUUGCCAACUACGACAGCUUCAUUGUUCUGGUCAACUUUGACAGCAGCGAAAGUAAUGUCAAGGUUUCGGAUCUUGGACACAAUUCACUGAAUGUUUGGACUUCAAGCCUAAAUUCAGAUUGGAAAACCGGAAGUACGGUAACAGGAACAAUAAAAAUGCGACCCAAGAGCAGCAUGGUUUUGACGACUGGAAGCACCCCUGCUCCUGCGACUAGUCCUGCGCCUGAAACUACUGCGGGAGGUAGUACCUCUACCGCGGCCCCUCCAUCAUCCCCUCAACCAUCUCCUACACCAUCAGGAAGUGGACAACUCAUCCCAUCUACAACUUUCCUAACAGCGCUUGUGUUUUUAAUCUGCAUGCAACUUUAAAAAUGAACAAAGUAAAAAGCAUAAGAGAGAAAUAUAAAAAUUAAGAACAAAAACCAGAACAGAGAGAUCUGAAGGCUGACGUAGUAAAACUACUAGUAAUUGUUUUGCUAAAAUUGUUUUCUUUUGGAAUUAUAUUUUGAAAUUAAACCAAUUACCAAAACAAAAAA